AUGACAGAUUCAUCAUUACUCCUGCCUGCCUAUCUAUCUAUCUAUCUAUCUAUCUAUCUAUCUAUACGAAAAGGAGAAGGGCGAUUCAUCAUUACUCCUGCCUGCCUAUCUAUCUAUCUAUCUAUCUAUCUAUCUAUCUAUCUAUCUAUCUAUCUAUCCGAGGAGAAGAAGGGCGAGUGCACACACGUAUAUCUAUCUAUCUAUCUAUCUAUCUAUCUGUACGAUGAAUAUAGCAAAAAAGAUGAGGACAUCAUAAAUAGAAGGGAAACUUAUUCCUAUCUUCAUAUCCGGCCCUCGUCUAACUUCCGCACUCCCCCUCCAUCUCCUCGUUCUUCUUCUUCUUCUUCUUCUUCUUCUUCUUCUCCUCCGCCUCCUUCUUCUUCUUCUUCUUCCGAUCGCUUCCUAUUUUUAUUCCUAUUUCUUACCUUGUUCUCUGCACAUCUUCAGUUAGUUCCUUGA
This is a messenger RNA of Acanthosepion pharaonis, 459 nucleotides long. NCBI's taxonomy places the organism in Eukaryota, Metazoa, Mollusca, Cephalopoda, Sepiida, Sepiidae. The record is from the annotation of a GenBank genome assembly.